CCGGCCCCAUUGCACGCUGGGCGCGCCCAGCAGAGCGCGCAGGCCUGGGCGGGGCCGUGGCCCGCUGGGCGGAGGUGGGGGGGUGGACAGAGGCGGGGGGCGCCCCCCCCCCCUUUUCUUGCUUCCCGCCACUGUGGCAGCCAAUCACCAGGCAGGCGCCCGCCCCCGGCGCGGCCUCCCGCGGCCCCGCAACUCCCAAACGCCGAGUUUUCGCGGGAAAAAAAUCAGAGCAGCUGGCAGCGCGGCGGGCAGCGGUGGCCGUCCGGGCGCUCGGGGUCGCACGCACGUCCGCGCGGGGUCCGGGCCACGCACGCGGCUCCAUCGCCAUCCCCAGCCGGGCCAGGGGCGCAGGCAGGCAGUCAGGCAGGCGAGCGGAUCGGGGCCGGCCGGAGAGCACCAGCAGACACCAUGUGGAUCCAGGUCCGCACCAUGGACGGGAAGGUGGCCCACACCGUGGACUCGCUGUCCAGGCUGACGAAGGUGGAGGAGCUGAGGAGGAAGAUCCAGGAGCUGUUCCACGUGGAGCCUGGCUUGCAGAGGCUGUUCUUCCGAGGCAAGCAGAUGGAGGACGGCCACACUCUCUUCGAUUACGACGUCCGCCUCAACGACACCAUCCAGCUGCUCGUCCGGCAGAGCCUGGUGCUCCCGGCCAGCGGCGGCAGCAAGGAGAGGGACUCUGAGCUGUCCGACACGGACUCCGGCUGCGGCCUGGGCCAGAGCGAGUCUGACAAGUCAUCCAACAGCGGCGAAGUGGCCAGCGAGGCGGACGGGAAGGCGGGCCUGGCGGACGACGACACGUGGGACGAGACGGAGCUGGGCCUGUACAAGGUCAACGAGUACGUCGACGCUCGGGACACCAACAUGGGAGCCUGGUUCGAGGCGCAGGUCGUCAGGGUGACGAGGAAGGUGCCAUCCCAGGACGAGCCCUGCAGCUCCAGCUCGACGCUGGAAGAAGAUGUCAUUUAUCACGUGAAAUAUGAUGACUACCCGGAGAACGGAGUGGUCCAGAUGAGCUCCCGGGACGUCCGGGCUCGAGCCCGAACCGUCCUCAAGUGGCAGGAGCUGGAGGUGGGCCAGGUGGUCAUGCUCAACUACAAUCCCGACAACCCCAAGGAGCGUGGCUUCUGGUACGACGCCGAGAUCGUGCGGAAGCGUGAGACCCGGACGGUGCGAGAGCUGUAUGCCAACGUCAGGCUCGGGGACAAUUCUCUCAACGACUGUCGGAUCAUCUUCGUGGACGAAGUUUUCAAGAUCGAGCGCCCAGGCGAGGGGAGCCCCGUGGUCGACAACCCCAUGAGGAGGAAGAGCGGGCCCUCCUGCAAGCACUGCAAGGACGACGAGAGCAAGACCUGCCGGGUGUGCGCCUGCCACCUGUGCGGGGGCAAGCAGGACCCCGACAAGCAGCUGCUGUGCGACGAGUGCGACAUGGCCUUCCACAUCUACUGCCUGUGCCCGCCGCUCAGCAGCAUCCCCAAGGAGGACGAGUGGUACUGCCCCGAGUGUCGGAAUGACGCCAGCGAGGUGGUGCUGGCAGGGGAGAAGCUGAAGGAAAGCAAGAAGAAGGCGAAGAUGGCGUCAGCCACGUCGUCCUCGCAGCGGGACUGGGGCAAGGGCAUGGCGUGCGUGGGCCGCACCAAGGAGUGCACCAUCGUCCCCUCCAACCACUACGGACCCAUCCCGGGCAUCCCCGUGGGCACCAUGUGGAGGUUCCGAGUCCAGGUCAGCGAGUCGGGGGUCCACCGGCCUCACGUGGCGGGCAUCCACGGCCGGAGCAACGACGGGGCGUACUCCCUGGUCCUGGCCGGGGGCUAUGAGGACGAUGUGGACAACGGGAACUCUUUCACGUACACGGGAAGCGGUGGGCGAGAUCUUUCCGGCAACAAGCGGACUGCGGAACAGUCUUGCGAUCAGAAACUCACCAACACCAACAGGGCGCUGGCCCUCAACUGCAGUGCCCCCAUCAACGACCGCAAAGGGGCCGAGGCCAAGGACUGGCGGGCGGGGAAGCCAGUCCGUGUGGUGCGCAACGUCAAGGGGCGCAAACACAGCAAGUACGCCCCCACCGAGGGCAACCGGUACGACGGCAUCUACAAGGUGGUGAGGUACUGGCCCGAGAAGGGCAAGUCCGGCUUCCUGGUGUGGCGCUACCUGCUGCGGAGGGACGACACCGAGCCGGGCCCCUGGACCAAGGAGGGCAAGGACCGGAUCAAGAAGCUGGGGCUGACCAUGCAGUACCCGGAGGGCUACCUGGAGGCGCUGGCCCGGAAGGAGAAGGAGAACAGCAAGAGGGAGGCCGAGGAGGAGGAGCCGCAGGACGAGGAGGAGGGCGGCCUCACGUCCCCCAGGAGGGGCAAGCGGAAGAGCAAGUCGGCAGGAGGUGGCAAGAACGGCGCCGGGUCCCCGCGAGGGACGCCCAAGAAAACCAAGGUGGAGCCCUACAGCCUCACGGCCCAGCAGCACGGCCUCAUCAAGGAGGACAGGAGCAACGCGAAGCUGUGGGCCGAGACCCUGAAGGCGCUCAAGGACGGCCCGUUUCAGAAAUUCCUGAGUAAAGUGGAGGAGACGUUCCAGUGCAUCUGCUGCCAGGAGCUGGUCUUCCGCCCCAUCACCACCGUGUGCCAACAUAACGUAUGCAAGGAUUGCCUGGACCGGUCCUUCAAGGCCCAAGUGUUCAGCUGUCCGGCCUGCCGCUACGACCUGGGCCGCAGCUACGCCAUGCAGGUGAACCAGCCGCUGCAGGCCGUUCUCAACCAUCUCUUCCCCGGCUACGGCAACGGACGGUGAUCCUUAAGCACUUCUUGCUGGGCGUUUUUUUUUAAAAAAACGUGUCCAAGCGGGGUCUUCGGCCCCGGUUUUGUUUUUAGUGGGCUUAACUUAAACAUGUAGUUUUCCCUCCACCCCCUAAAAAGCCUCGUCUUCCUGGUCAGGUUUGGUUUUGUUUUUUAAUCUAUAAAUUUUCCGGAAUCUGUAUGAUGGCUCAAAAUAAGAAAGAAAGAAAGGCGGACUCCUCCAGUGUUUUGUUUUAAAGAAAUACGAAGUUUGCGGUUUGCCAGCAAAAAGCAACAGGACAGUUUCGCUUCUGAAGACGGAGCGAGAGACGACUUGGCGUGAAGGCUGCUCAUGUCCCCGGCGUCAGGGUCUCAAGUUCCCGCCGCCGACCUGCAACAGGGCGCCUGGCUGCCCAGAACAAUCUUCUCAAGGUGUGUGGGCCCGGCCCCCAAAGGCGACAGCGAGCGCAUCUUCCCGACGGUGUUACGUGGCCUAAAACCAAGCACGGUGCUGCCUGGCGGUGGCAUCCUGGCCGCGUGGUCCCACCGCCAUCCAUCGUGACUUGUCUAAAGGAAGAGGGACAGUCCUGCUGAGCUCGGUUAAAACUGUCGCCACAAGGUCGUCCCCACCGGACCCGUCUGCUUUCGUGCCCGAGACCCGCACGCAGAGCCCCGGGCGCCCCCGUGUGAGCAGCGUCGAGGCCACCCAGAGCCAUCUCCGCCGGACUCCCCUCUCCGUGGGGCUGGCUGCGCGGCCACGCGCUGUUCCACCUGGAAGGGCAUGGAAGUAUUCGCACGAAGCCAUGUUCAAGUGCCUUUGGUCCUUUCUUUCUUUCUAAACACAGGGCUCUUUGUUUUUAGCACUGAAUUGUCGAAAAUGCCAACCAGAGUCUCAAACUGGUCUACCCAGUUCUUCCCCCGCCCCCCUGGGGACGUGUUUUGGGGGGAGGUUUCGAGUUCUGCUCAUCCUUUCGAUUGAAUUUGCGACCCGCCAAUUUACAAGGGGGAUUUUUUUUUUUAAUUAAAUAAACACUUUUUCGAAAUGAAAUUUUUUUUUUGUAGUUACUGUAUAUGUCCCGAGAAAGCUAUAACUCAGCGUUUGGUUUUGUGUCUUUUUGUUUUUGUAUUUUGGGGGAUGAUUUGCUAAUUUUUCUAACUCUACCAAAGUUUGCAGCCAUACCUCGGUAGAACAGGAAUAUUUUAAAUCCUACAGCUGCAGACGAACUGGAGCGAUAUGGUCUUACAACUUUUUUUUUUUUUUCUUUUUUCCUCCCUAUUAUUAGGUUCUUAAUGGAUUAGGAAGAAACAACACGAUCCUGUGUAGGCUUUUUCUAGAAAGUUCCAUGUUCUUUGUCCCGACUUUAGGCUCAGAAUAAAUGUCUUUUACAAAUGCA
Equus caballus (horse) is the source of this 4162-nucleotide messenger RNA. RefSeq names its product ubiquitin like with PHD and ring finger domains 1 (gene UHRF1). Gene Ontology annotation, biological process: negative regulation of gene expression via chromosomal CpG island methylation. Gene Ontology annotation, molecular function: protein binding; ubiquitin protein ligase activity. Lineage: Eukaryota; Metazoa; Chordata; Mammalia; Perissodactyla; Equidae. The record is from RefSeq and is a predicted model, not a curated record.